This is a messenger RNA of Camellia sinensis, 847 nucleotides long. The record is from RefSeq and is a predicted model, not a curated record. NCBI's taxonomy places the organism in Eukaryota, Viridiplantae, Streptophyta, Magnoliopsida, Ericales, Theaceae.
UAAUACAAAUCUUUGUACUGUGAUGUUUAUAUAUCAGAGCUUUGCGGUAGAUAAGCAGAGUGGGAAAAAAUGUUUCAUGCUACCAGCCAGGCAACUUGGUAUCGCAUGGGGAGGUACUCCACGAUACUGGACAUGGAUCUCUUUACCUGAAUCAAGAUUCUUGGAGGUGGCCCAUCUUGUGAAAGUGUGUUGGUUUGAUAUUGGAGGCAGAUUAAACACUCAAAUACUGUCCCCAGAGACCAACUAUGCAGCAUACUUUGUAUUCAAAACUACAGAGCAAAAUGAAGGCUUUGAAUAUACCCCAAUGAAGGCCUCAGUUACACUUGUUGGGGACAUAGAAGAUAAAACAAUUUAUUUGAAAUUGCAAACAAAUAGAGAAGAAGACGAUGCACCGCUUGGUCCGCUUCCACGAAGGAGAAAGGAUGGGUGGAUGGAGAUUGAACUGGGAGAAUUUUUCAAUGAAAGAGACAAUGAUCGUGAAGUGGAGAUAAAAUUGAUGGAGACCGAACACCUUAAUUGGAAAUCUGGCCUCAUUGUCGAGGGCAUUGAGCUUCGACCUAAAGUGGAUGCAUAGGUGAAAAAAAGACAGGCAUGUCUCUAUAUCUGUUAUGGUUAACAUGUUAAUGUGGUCUUGGUGUAAAAUGAAUAGAAAGAUUACUCCCCAUAGCUAUUGUUCAUCUUUUUUAUUGUACCUUUAUUUAUUUGGAUUUGGUUACAAUUUUACAGUUUGGCCAAGCAAUUUUACUGUGUUGUCAUUGGGAAGCAAAUCUGUAUGUACCACCCCCAUUGAGUGGCUGCAAUAGAUAAAAUUGAGGGUUGAGCUGAUGAUAUGUUGCUCUUUGACAUA